UAUACGUGAAUUUUCCUUCGUAACAGCUUUCACGAUAUAUUUUUAUCGUGUCGUUUAUUAAAAAAAUUUUCGCCUACAUUGACAUUUAAAAAAUAAAACACAAUGAAUAUAAUUAUUUGUCAUCGAUAAACAGUGCUUUCAAAUUAAUCAAUAAUUUACAAAUAAAUAUAUCAACAAACUUGAUAUAUUUUUACGAGUAAAUUUUGUGUUUUUUUUUUUUUUUUUUUUUAUUCAACAAAAUUUGUGUUGUGUAUGUGUUGUGUAUAUAUAUAUUUUUCAAUAUUUUUUCUUCGUCACUCGUACCUUUAUUUUCAUUAGUCUGUCUUUAUAUUUUUAUUAUUAUUUAUUUUUCGUUUCCCUUUCGAAAAACGUUAUAUUUUUUUUUUUAUAUAUUAUUUUUGUGGUCAGCUAUAUGUACCAGUGUGUGUGGUACAGACUAACAUAAGAUAAUUUAGCGCAUCAUGACUAAAAGAAUCAUAAAAUCAAAUAUAUAAUAAAACAAUUAAAACUUAGGCCUUUUGCAAAAUGAUGCAAAAAAAAAAAAUAAUAAUAAUAAAAAAUAAAUAAAUAAAUUGCGUCUGUGUGGAUUUCGCGAUGAAAACUGGUCUCGUCACUGAUAUUGUGAUUAUUGUUAAUCAUUUGUAUUUUAGAAAUAAUAUUUGUUGCCUCACGUGAAUGUAGCUGACAAAAAAAAACAAUAUCAACAAAAACAAAAAACAAUUUAUAAAUAUUAACAACAACAACAACGACAGUUGAAGGGCUGGCCCUAGUUUUUUACGACGUAAUUCAAAUUGUCUGUUGAAUAACAGUGAAUAAUAACAAUAAUAAUAAUAAAAACAAUGAAUUGUGGAUAAAAUGUUAAACGUUCAUGAAGAAAACACGGUGUUCAUGGACAUUGCCUGAGGUGUCACAACGUCAAUUUAAUAUUUAAUCACCAGCUGAAGAAGUUACUGUUAAAAAAUAUUUAAAUAACAACAACACAAGAUUAGUUGUUGGUUUUUUUUUUUUUUUUUUUAUUAUUUUGUUUUGUUUUGGUAGCUGAUACUUUGACGACAAGAGUGUGAGUGUUUGAGAUCGUGAUGGAGAGUUCCGAGGAAACAACUAGCCUCCAGUCAAUAUGUCAUCUUCGUGCAUCUGAGUUAUUUCCAAAGCAUGCUCAAUUUGAAAAUGAGGAUCCAUCAUUAACAGUGCCAUUUACACCAUUAAGUGGUGAAUUUGUUGUUGCACUUGGACGUACAUCUGAUGGUAUAUUAGCAUUAUCAAAUUAUCGUCUUUAUUUACAAUUGAGCCAGGCAUGUUAUAAUAUACCACUUGGUCUUAUUGAACAACUUGAAGUUAAGGAAAUUUUUUACUUACAUAUUGGCUGUAAAGAUGCACGUUCAGUAAGCUGUGCAUUUACAACAAAUGAACAUUGCUUAGAAUGGUUUAAACGUCUUCACAAAGUAACAUAUCCACGUAAAAGUAUUGAAGAUAUAUUUGCAUUUGGUUAUUAUGCAUGGUCAAUUGAAGAGGGUAAAUCAACAUAUCCACGUCUUGGUAAAUUAAAUACAACUUAUUCAACAACAUUUAAUUCAGAAGUUGAACGUAUGAAAUUUAAUUUACAUGGUUCAUGGCGUAUUAGUCAAAUGAAUAAAGAUUAUCGUAUUUGUCCAUCAUAUCCACCACAAUUAUUAGUACCAGCAUGUAUUAAUGAUGAAACACUUGAGGCUGUUGCUAAAUUUCGUAGUUCACGUAGAAUACCAGCAAUAGUAUGGCGACAUACUGGUAAUGGUGCUGUUAUUGCACGUAGUAGUCAACCAGAAGUUGGUUGGCUUGGUUGGCGUAGUGAUGAAGAUGAAGAAUUAUUAAAAGCAUUAUCAGCAGCAUGUUCAUAUGAUCGUGGUGAAUCAACAAUGAUUGAUACACAUAUUACAACAAAUGAUGUACAACAAAUUGAUGAAACAAUUAUAACAACAAAUAAUAAAAAAAAAGUAUUAAUUGUUGAUGCACGUUCAUAUACAACAGCUGUUGCAAAUAGAGCACGUGGUGGUGGUUGUGAAUGUCCAGAUUAUUAUCCAACAUGUGAUAUACAAUUUAUGAAUCUUCCAAAUAUACAUUCAAUUAGAAAAAGUUUUCAUUCAGUAAGACAGCUAUGUGCAUCUGAUGCUGAUCAACCAAAUUGGCUAAGUUUAUUAGAAGGUACAAGAUGGCUACAACAUAUGUCAGGUUUAUUACGUGCUGCUGUAACUGUUGCAUCGGCAAUUGAACGUGAUGGUAGACCAGUACUUGUACAUUGUAGUGAUGGAUGGGAUAGAACACCACAAAUUGUUGCAUUAGCACAAAUAUUAUUGGAUCCAUAUUAUCGUACAAUGGAAGGUUUUCAAAUAUUAUGUGAACGUGAAUGGCUUGAUUUUGGACAUAAAUUUGCUGAUCGUUGUGGACAAACUGUUGGAUGUGAAGAUCCAAAUGAAAGAUGUCCAGUAUUUUUACAAUGGCUUGAUUGUGUACAUCAAUUAAUACGUCAAUUUCAAUGCAGUUUUCAAAUGUCAUCAGCAUAUAUUGUUAAACUUGCACAACAUACAUAUUCACAAUUAUUUGGUACAUUUUUGUGUAAUACAAGACAAGAAAGAUUACAUUUAUCAAUUAGAGAACGUACAUUUUCAGUAUGGAAAUUUUUAAAUUCAUCAUCAUUUUUAAAUCAUUUAUAUUCACCAACUAAAAAUCAGAUAUUAUGGCCAAGUUGUAAUGUACGUGAUCUUGUUUUGUGGUCUGAAGUUUAUCUUGGUUCAAUGGACAUUUCACCAAAACCAGAUAAACAACGUGUUUCAUCACUUAUUGACAUUGAAACAAGUGAAAAUGAAGAGCCACAAGGACAAAUGACUAAAACACGUUCAUAUGGUGAUUUAAUACAUGCACCAGAUCAUCUAGUUUAUCUUCAUCGCAGACUAAGUGAUCCCAGUAUUUCAAUUGAAAAAAAAUUCGACUCGACAAAUAUCGAUAACGAAUCAGAUAAGACUGAAGAUGAUGAUGAUGAUGAUAAUACAGAUGAAAAAAUUAAUGCAAUUGAAGAAUCAUGUACUGAUAUUGAUUCAAGAAAAAAUUCAUAUAAUAUUAAUCAAAAAAUUAAUGAUAUAUCAGCAAAUCCAUCAGUUGAUAGUUCAACAGAUACAUUGAUACCUAAUAGUGAACCAGCAUCAAUAACAAAAGAUGAAGUUGACACAAUACAAAAACCAAAUGAACCAGCUGACAAUACAAAUUCUUGUCUAGAUAAUAAUGGUAUUGUUAAUCGUGGUGGUACAUGUAUUUGUAAUCGUUUUCAACAUGAAGAAAGUGAUGUUAGUGAAACAAGUAUACCAAUUGUAUCAAGAACACCAAGUAGUAUUUGUCCAGCAUCACCAACACAUCAAGAUAUUAUUAUUGAUAAUCCAUCUGACAGUAUUGAUGAUGUUGAUGGACUGCCAGUUAUUCAUUGUGAUGUACAGUUACGUGUUCAACAAAUCAUCGUUGAGCAUAAGGUCAAAGAGGAGGCAUUGAGGAAAGAGCUGCACACAACACGGCUGGCUUUGAUUAAACAAGUAUGCAACAUUCACAGUGCAGAUACUGAUCGUAUUGAUGAUAUUGGAUCAUUGCCUGAUUCAGUGGGUAGUGUUGGUGAUCAUGGAGAAUCUUUACCAUCUGAAAUGUCAUGGGAAGCUGUUGAGGAGCUUGGUCCAGCACCAACACUCUGGGUACCAGAUCAUGCUGUUAAUCGUUGUAUGGGUUGUGAUACAGAAUUUUGGCUUGGUCGACGCAAACAUCAUUGCAGAUGCUGUGGUAGAAUAUUUUGUGCUGAUUGUUCUGAAAAUUCAACGCCUUUACCAAGUGAACAACUUUAUAAUCCAGUCAGGGUUUGUAGUGAAUGUUUUUCUCGAUUGCAUCAUCAUACAAGUCCAUGUCAAUGUGCACGAAAUAUAAUUAAAAAUCAAGAUAAUGAUAUAACAGAAAAAACAACAAUAACAUUAGCAUCAACAACCGUAACACCAACUACUCCAACAACAUUAACAACAACAAUAACAACAACAACAACAACUACAACAACAAAUAAUAAUACAGAUUUAACAUCACUACUAUGUCCAAGAUUAAAAAUUAUUUCAGUAUCAAAAGAAGGCUGCGCUGAGGCUUCAUUACAAGCAAAUCAGCAAAAAUCACAACCGUCCACGGUGACGAGCCAGGCAGUCAAUUAAAAAAAAAAUUAAUAAUUUUAAUUAUUUAUAAUAAAAAAAAUAUAUAUAUUAAAUAAUGGACUUGGCAAUUUAAUGGACGUUGACAUGAUAAUUUUAAAAGCUAAAAAAAUUAACGAAACGAAUCCCAGCUCCCCUCGGUGUUGUUCCACGAUCCUCGAAUUUAUACAACAAAUUUGUAAACAAAAAAAUAUAGCUAUAUUAUAUAUAUAUUUAUGAGAACGCGCACUGAAAGAUGAAGAAAAAUUAAACGAGUAGGCUGACGCAGAGUAAUUUAAUAUUUAUUUAAAAAAAGUUAUUGAUAAUAUUUCUACGAAAAUUAUUGUCGGUGCGAGAUAAAAUUGUAAUGUCGUUGAGAUUAAUUAAUGAGAGGUCAAUGAAAGAAUUUUAUUGUGUUUGGUAUAUCAGUAUACGAGAUUGUAAAUAUCUUGAUUAACGUGCGAAGACUAUUAUGAUAAUAAUACAAAAAAAAAAAAGUAAAACAAUUAUUAAUAAAAUUAAUUAUGCCUUACGCACGUGACUCAAGAAAUAAAUGCGAUUUGAUAGGCUGUGACAGACGUCUCGUUACCGGGCACGUUCAUGAUUGGACUGAUGCAAUGGUUUUUAAAAAAUUAUAAUUAAUUGGCUGCCCGGUUUAUGUUUACGUAAAAAUAUUUUAUUGUAUUUAUAUAUUGUCACAGUAUAAAAAAAAAAAAAAAAAGUAUUGGUAUUAUUUUAUGUUCAAUAAACAUAAACAAAUCAGAAAUAUCAAUAUUUGGUAGUCAUUUUAAAAAUUUAAAAAACAAAACGAAAUCGUACUUUUCUUCUUAAUUAUUAAGAAAAAAAAUCUUUAAUUAUAAACAAAAAAAAAACUAAAUAAAGUAUUGUUUGAUAAAUUUUAUUUUAGUGAUAUUUUUAAAAAAAGAAAAAAAAAAAAACAUUUUUUUUAAUAAAUCAAAUUGGCCCGGCAUCAUCGAGCCUGCCGUGUCAUCAUUAAAUCGCGAGACAUGUAUAUAAUGUAUUAAUUCAGUUUAAAUAUCCUUGCGAACAACUAACCCAUUUAUUUCUGGAAAAAGCAAAACAUAUUUUACAAAAAAUAAAAAAACCAGACAAAAUAAAGUUUCAUUCCGAUUUUGAAAAUAAAAAAUAAACUAAUUUAAAAAAAAAAGUCAAGCAACAACUUAUACCCAGCUGGAAUGAAA
Molecule: messenger RNA, 5380 nt
Organism: Aphidius gifuensis
Lineage: Eukaryota; Metazoa; Arthropoda; Insecta; Hymenoptera; Braconidae
Product: myotubularin-related protein 3
Exons: 8
Coding region: 1080-4202 (1040 amino acids)
Biological process (GO): regulation of autophagy; dephosphorylation
Molecular function (GO): phosphatidylinositol-3,5-bisphosphate 3-phosphatase activity; metal ion binding; protein phosphatase binding
Source: RefSeq, a predicted model, not a curated record